Messenger RNA from Scatophagus argus, 3362 nucleotides. RefSeq names its product tubulin polymerization-promoting protein family member 2 (gene tppp2). Gene Ontology annotation, molecular function: electron transfer activity; tubulin binding; heme binding. The record is from RefSeq and is a predicted model, not a curated record. Gene Ontology annotation, cellular component: microtubule. Bases 169 to 705 code for a protein of 178 amino acids. NCBI's taxonomy places the organism in Eukaryota, Metazoa, Chordata, Actinopteri, Scatophagidae. The transcript has 4 exons. Gene Ontology annotation, biological process: positive regulation of protein polymerization; microtubule bundle formation; microtubule polymerization.
CUCCAUCUCUGUCGUCACUGUGAGAGAGUCUGGGAGUGGCAGGAAGGAGGAGAGACAGAGGAGAAAGAAGAAGAAGAAAGAGGAGGACGACGAAGAGGUUGAGCAGCUGUUCAUGAAUCAGGACUCUCGUUAAUAUUUACACAACAUCCAUCCAUUUACGGCAGCAGUAUGGCUGAGGGCUCAGUGUCUGUAGCAGAGGUGGAGACCUCCUUCCAGAAGUUUGCAGUCCAUGGAGACACUAAGGCCACAGGGAAGGAGAUGAACGGCAAGAACUUUGCUAAGAUCUGCAAAGACUGCCACAUCGUUGACGGCAAGAAUGUCACCACCACAGAUGUUGACAUAGUUUUUACCAAAGUCAAGGCAAAAUCAGCUCGUGUAAUCACGUUUGAGCAGUUCAACCAGGCUCUGAAAGAGCUGGCUCCCAAACGUUUCAAAGGCAAAAGCGAAGAGGAAGCUCUUCAGCAGCUCUAUGGUCUCAUUGCUGGUAAAGAGCCUGCCAACAUGGGAAUCACUAAAGUGACAAAGGCAGCAGCGGUGGACAGACUGACCAAUACCACCAAAUACACCGGAAUGCACAAGGAGCGGUUUGACGAGUCAGGCAAAGGAAGGGGAAAGGCUGGGCGUGAGGACAUCCCUGACACCAGUGGCUACGUGGCAGCUUACAAGGGCAGUGGCACUUAUGAUGACAAAGUGAAGGAAGCUUAAUUCUGGAAUAAUUUAAAUUAGGUUAUUAAAAAAAAAAACCACACACACACACAACAUAAAUUGACUGACUAUUCCAUUUUUAAGACAAAACAAAUACAUUGUACAUGUCAUGUGGUCAAAGCAUUUACCACAAAUAAAUACCAUUAAGAAUGAAUAAUAGAUAUAUUUAAAGUUUCAAGGUUUUCAUGAGGAACAACCAGGAUGGGACACAAUUUUCUGAAAAUAAUCCAAAGAUUACUGAGCUGCGGUCAGUACAGAAAUGUUCAGUGGGUCGUAGCCUGAACAAUUCACAGCAUUCUGUAUAUUUUCAGUGAUUUUCCAAAGCUUGAACCAAUAGACAAAACUGUACUUGUAGUCAAGCAUGCUUUAAAAAACUUACUGCUUUGUUGUAUAGUGUAACACCGUGCAAUAAUAUUGAUCCAGUCUCUAGAGCGAAUGUGCUUCUAUUCUCAGUUACCUUGAUGUGAUGGCUUUAAGAAAGGACAUGACACAAAGUCACUCCUUACCUUGCUAACCUUAUCCCUCUAUAGUGCCUUUUGACCAGUCGAUGCUUGAUGAUUAUUCUUGUCAUGGAAUUUAUUCAUUUCAUUAAAUAAAAUAUAUAUUAUAUUACAUGAAAUGCAUAAAUAUAAUAUCAUGAAACAUGUAGUAAGCAGUGAAGAACAUGCAAAGUAAACAAGUAAAUAAAUGGCAUCUCAUCUUGUUUUUGGACUGUAAUUAAGUUCAAUGAUCGUUAAGUUGUAAGUAGGUUUGUUUAUUUGUGAUAUGUUGUCUGGGACUUUUUCUUUGUUUCUUGGACAUGUAAUUUUAGCUAUUGUUUGGGUGAAAUGUUUGAGAAUAAUAGUAGAUAAUAGUUAAUAGUUAGUUUGACCUACUGGAUUGCUGAGUAAAUAUUUUCCAAAUUCAUGACUGUGUAAAUGGAGAAUGGAGCCAUUGUUUAAAGGAGUUUCUGCCCGGUUAAACAAAGUGGAAUACUGUGUUGGAGAUCACCUUUAGAAAUUUUGGGCUGGUGGUGUACGUAUACGAAGAGCUAAGCUUGCAAAGGUUGUUGUAUAUAACUUAUGAUAAGGGGAUUCAACUAUUAUUCUACUAACUAUUCUCUUAAUGAAGUUAACCCUUCAUUAAGAGAAUACUGAAUACUGAAACUGGAGCAUGACAGAGACAACAACAACAACAACAACGCCAAAAGACGAAAUUCAAAAGUAGACCAAAUUAGAGUUGGAACUGUACAAAUUGCACCUGAUUAAAAAGGGCAAGUUGUCUGGAGGUUUGAAGUUGGGCUCCAGUGACACUUAUUCAAAGUUUGAUUACAGCACAUAUGGCAGAUAGUGAUGUAGUUGUAGAGAUAUGUAAUUUGUCAGAGUGCAAGGCGAUGUUUCAGUGUGUUCUUGCUGACAAAACUCAAGAAACAUAUUCUACAACAGUACACAGAUAAUGUCUGCUGCAUUAGGUCCUCAUGUUUGCUCAGCUAUUGAAAAAUCACUUGAGCUACAUGAUUCCUUAAAAAACACCAACUCUGAGACAGUAAAGCAUUUAGCGGCAAGAAAAUUCUAGUAAUAAUUUUGACAUAUGUGAAUACAUCUCUCCUGAUUUAAAUACUGGGCAAACUGUUCUAAACAGGGACUCUUUCUGGCUUGAUGGAAAGCCACCAAAUGUUGUAACCCAGCUGCCAUUUGUCUUGCAGAAACGUGCAGUUUCUGAGUGUCUGGAAGUGCUUCCUGUCUGUCCUGACAUGCAUGCAAUUAAUCUUUCCAGAAGGAUAGAUGUGAUGUUGUCCCAUCUGACAUGGGAACAAUUUAUGAGAAAAACAGAAGGAAGAACAGGCAAGUGACUGUGCCAUUUUGUGAGGUUUUGUAGAAAAGUUGCCCACUGAAGGAUUUGUGCAAGGCUCAGGUCAACUAAAGUUUGUCUCCAGUUUGUGAUUAUGUUAUUGAAAAGGUGAAAGCAGUUUUGUGCGGCAAGCCUGAUCUUGAUCAUUUCUCUCAGCUCUUUUGAGAAUACCUGUGGAUUAGGGCUAGAGUUUUGAGAAGUAUAACUUGUACCAGCUUAACGUUCUCAUCACUGAGAAAGAAGUCCUGGUGUCCAUUGGGGAAUUACAACAUUCUGACAUUAAUGUUGGUGUAAGUGUUGUUCCAUUGCUUAAGUAAUAGAGGCAAUAUUUUAUAGCUUUAUGAAUUAAACAUCUGCAACAUUAAAAUAUAAGUAAUGUGAGCAAAUUAUUCAUCUUGUGCUUGUCUUCCAAUUAAUGUCACAUUCUGAGGUGUCUUUUCAUCACCUUGUUUUUUUGUAUACUGGUUUUCUUCUCUGAAAGUGAUCCUAGAACCCGAUUGAGGUUGCUUAGAGUAUUGUUGAUACUAGAAACGUUCAGGUAGACUGUGUGCAUUUUGUUACAGUGUGGUACCAAUUAUUGUGGCCUUAGUGGGACAGUUGUGAUGAAUUGUAAAUUUGGUCUGUUCAGGGAUACUGGAUGCCAGUGCUCCUCUUCCUGCUGUCUGGUUGUAUUUCUCUUGCAUAGAUGGCUCCUUAUUUUGUCUUUCUUUUUACAUGAUCAUACAUCUUUUUGGUCUGGGUUUCGUCCUUGUUUUGCCAUGACGAUACCACACAUACAUUUCAACACUGACACCACCACUGAAUCCCAGACUACAGAUUCAUUUGUA